Apis florea (little honeybee) is the source of this 8365-nucleotide messenger RNA. It is a transcript of the gene Piezo, whose product is annotated as piezo type mechanosensitive ion channel component. The record is from RefSeq and is a predicted model, not a curated record. Gene Ontology annotation, cellular component: membrane. Gene Ontology annotation, molecular function: mechanosensitive monoatomic ion channel activity. NCBI's taxonomy places the organism in Eukaryota, Metazoa, Arthropoda, Insecta, Hymenoptera, Apidae.
UAGAACGAUGGUUCAGUGUGUGUUGAGCCGGCGUUGAUCGCCGUUCGUCGUUCGGGGCGUAUCGGUGUAAUCGUGAUACGUGCGGAUGAGUCACGAUUCCUCCUCAAAAGAAAAAGAAAAAAAAAAGAAAAACGCCUCGUGGGCGUUGGUGAAUCGUUCCACUCGAAAAAUCACGCGACGUGUAUUUAAGUCGAACGUUAAAUAUAACGUUGAGCGAGGGGAAAAUCAAGCGAGUGUGUGACAACGUGAGAUUUGACAGCGUGUUGAAGCCGGGAGGCGUAUGUUGCUCUCCUGGAAGUUCGAUCGACGUGAACACAAUCGGGAGAAGAAUUGUCGUGAGGGAUGGUUUGAGACACCGGUGGAGUGGUUUCAUUCAAGGGUGAAAGGGCACACGAGCAGAUCGAGGCAUGUCCAAGUAUUGGCUGAACGUGGCCCUCAUCAGGGUCGUGUUGCCGCUCGUCUUCACCGGAUGUGCGGUAUGGAGGCCUGUAGGAUUGUCACUAGUUUAUUUGGCUCUGAUGCUAUAUUCGCCCCACGUGCCAAUACCGGACGCAAAAACAAUGGCCGGCCACACGGGCCACUAUUUAAAAACUUGCAUCGGCCUGUCUUUUCUCACAACAACCAGCCAAAUCACUUUCCACAUAGUUUUAUUGGCCCUGCCCAGUUACGGACACUUCCUUCACAAUUGCGAACCUAUGGAAGUGAUCUUCAGACACUUAGGUUUCGUAAGGCUAGAUGGCGCGACCGAGUGGGAGAUAUUCUUCUGGUUGACACCGGAAUUAAUCGUCUUACCUACUAGUAUAAUAAUAUAUUUCAUAUGUCGUUUCCUAUCGCAAAAAACGAUCACUGAAGAAGGCGAUGCCUCGUUGCAUCAAAACGUCGAGGCCUCGAAGAAAAUUGUGGACGCAAAUAUUAAGAUCAUCAACUUCUUAGGACGCAUAGGAACUUACGUGGUUCUGGCAUCGUUAUGCAUCACAGCAUCUCUGAGGCCAUCGAUAGAAGGGGGUUUCUAUUUCCUCAUCUUCUUGGGAGCUUCGACCUGGUGGGCGUGCAACAAAGAGCUUCGAAAAGGCUUCGCCAGGCUGUGCAGGAUCGUGAUGGCAGUGGUGGUCCUUCACAUCCUGUUUCUGCUCAGCUACCAGAAUCAAAUACCUCAAGAAUUAAUACCCGUGAACAGCACUUGGCAACGAUACCUUGCCCUGAUUCCUGUCUAUCAAAUGAACUGCUCCAAUCCAAGAUACGUGGAGUACACCAAUGAUACCGAUUGGCUGAUUUACGGAUACUCCCUGAGACUGUUCUGGCUUUUCGUUUUGGCGUUGCAAUCACAGUUCCUGAGCAAAAAGCCGAACGUUGCUUUUACUAACGAGGCGUUCCAGGCAAAGAAAGUGAAACGUUUGAGCGGAAAACUGGAGAACCUGAACACUCCGUUGUCCAGGCACGUUUCCAUCAGGAGAAGGACACCAUCUCAAAGAUGGCAAUCGGCGCGACGAAAGGCUCGCUUGAUGCGAUUUGGGUCCGGGAGAACGGGGCUACUACAAGAUUCAACCGGAAGCGUCAUCGUUCAGGAUGGCCAUCAGGAUGACAAUAUUCAGAUGCAAAGUCUCAGCGAUGCUGGCGCAGAUGAGCAAUCUGGAGUUAUCGAGCAUAUCAUCAUGGCCGUAUACUCGAUCUUCCAGUUGAUAAUUAAGUCGUCUUAUCUUGCCACGAAUAUCAUAAUGAUGACGUGGAGUAUAAUGUAUCACAGUUGGACAACCUUUGCACUCUUAUUAUGGGCAUUGAUCCUUUGGAUGGUACCUAAUAAAGGCGCUUUGAUGAUGAAGUGCUCUCCUUUCAUCGCUUUUUACUCAAUGCUCCUUGUCAUCGUGCAAUACGUUUAUAGCAUGGAUUUGACCGAAGAAGAAUUACCAACGCAAAUAAACGGGAUAAAAGUGUCAGAGAUCGGUUUCAUCAAAACUGAUCAGCUAAGUUGCUGGCAUCUAGUGGUCAAAUGUCUAUUCCUAUCGAUAUUCUGGAUUACCAUGAGACAAUACAUGGUCGAAAGAUCCAGGCAGAGACGUUCCUCGGCAUUGAGAGACAUGGUGGCACCAUUGCACGUGUCUGUUUCGACAGCUACCACAGCGAUGAAUCACGAAGCACCUGAAAUUAAAAGCAAAUUCAUGCUGGAUGUCGGUAUACUUUUGAAAAGAUUGUUGACCAAGUUUUGGAUCGCAGUGGUGACCAUCAUGCUGUUCAUUUGUGGAAUCACUGGUGAACGUAUGACGGUGUUCAGGAUCAUUUACAUGUCUCUCUUCCUUGUUCUAGUCAUUACGUUCCAGAUAUCUUGGACAAUUUGGAGAAAGAUGAUGUACCCAUUCUGGCUUACAGUUAUCGGUUAUUCCAUAAUCAUGCUGAUUCUUGUAUAUACUUAUCAAUUUCACAAUUUUCCAGAAUAUUGGAAUUAUUUGCAUAUCGACGAGAAUUUGCAAAAAGAUAUCGGCUUAGAAAAAUACGAGAUUAAGGAUCUUUUCGUUCGAUUACUCACACCAACCUUCUUUGUAAUUAUUACGGUCCUUCAGAUCCAUUAUUUCCACAAAGAUUUCUUAGAAAUGACCGAUCUCGAAAAAUUCGGAACCGAGGAACCUCAAAUCGAACAACCGAGCCUUGGCCAUGCACCGAUUUUAGCUAUACCACCAUCCUCUCCAGAACAAAUUUUUCUCAAUGAAGAAAAACCUAAAUACACGUUGAAACAGUUAAAACGCAUGUCUAAAAUAGAAUUAUUAGCGUUAUUUGGCGAUAUAAUAACGCGCGUAAAAAGUGUUUAUAACUACAUUUGGCUCUUCUUCGAAAUUCAUAUGCAAAAGAUCAUUUUUAUUUCUGUGAUGCUUCUCUGCGUCAACGAUGUCUGUGCUAUUAAUUUAAUAUUCGUAUUGAUAUCGGUUAUAAUGAUCAAUUUUCGAAGAAACAUUCAAAUAUGCACCGUGAAUAUAAUAGCGGCGAUAAUCGGUAUUUUAAUGGUUGGAAAAAUGCUGUAUCAAAUUCAAUAUAUCAAUCACAGCAAUUGGAAUAUUAAUUGCACGGUAUUUCCAGAGAAUCAGCGAUAUAGCAGCAAUAACACGAUGUACAACAUAGCAGAAUGGUUUGGACUAAAGAAAGCCGAGCCAGGAAAUCUGGCGGAAUUAUUGAAAGGCUACAUAGGAAUCAUAGUGGUGACCACUCUAAGAAAGAUAAUUAGAAUUCGACAAUGUUUCUACAGAAAAGCACGAGGAGAACCUUUGGACAGGCCUUAUGUCAUGUUCCCCUCGAUCACCAGACAAAACGCUGACGAAGGGAUAUUGGAAUGCUUGAAAUUCCUUUUCAAUUACGCAUUCUACAAGUUUGGCGUCGAAUUCUGUUUGAUAGGAAUCGUGGCGCUUAUCGCUACCAGACUCGAUUUCUAUUCGGUCCUCUAUGGCAUUUGGCUUUUAAUAUUGUUCUGUCUGAGGAGAAAAACUUUAUCAAAAAUUUGGCCCUUCUUCAAGAUUUUCAUUAUAAUUCUCCUACCUAUUCAAUAUGCUUUCGUCGUUGCACCUCCCCCGUGGCUUUGCAUAGAUUACCCAUGGGAAAAAUCCAGAAUUUUGAGGGUAUUACAGGAAUGGAUGUAUCUGCCGGAUCCUGAUUUUCCACCUAAUGCUAGGAAAUUAAUAUGUGAUUUUUUGCUAUUAAUGAUGAUCGUCAGGCAAAGUCUCGUUUUCAAAAUCGAAAAGCGAUGCGAGGCAACUGGCGAAGAGUUUCCAGCCGGUCACAAUUAUUCCGUGUACGAAAACAUAGAGAAACCAAAUUUCGUGAAUCCUGUGAAGGAUUUCGUGUCUCAUGCUCACACUUAUUUAGAUAUAGUGAAACGUGCCGUGUUGAUAAGUUUGAUGUGGAUCGCUUUAUCGAUCGUGUUCCUGGCUGGAACAGAGAGGACUAAUCUGUUCUCGUUGGGUUAUUUGAUCGGUGCAUUCGUGUUCCUCUGGCAAGGAAGUGACUUUUACUUGAGGCCAGUGCAGACGAUUUUAACGUGGUGGCAUUUGUUGAUCGGUUACAACGUGAUCGUCAUAUUCUGCAAGUCUCUGUUUCAGGGUAUCGGUUGCGUGAUGAUAGAGCAGAUGCAAAUGAUAGCGUGUCCAUUCAUUCAAUUGUUCGGCAUAGUUUGUGUAAGAAAAUUCAAAAGUCCGAUCACAGAUUUGGUCCCGGAAAAAUUGGAUUGCGACGUGCCUGAGGAGGACAUAGGCAUGAUCUGGGACGGCUUGUGUUUCACCUUCCUGUUAUUCCAAAAACGAUUGUUCAAAAGCUAUUACUUCUUCCACAUAGUCAACGAAACGAAAGCUAUGAGCAUCCUGGCAUCGAGGGGCGCGGAAUUAUUGGAAGAGUUGCAUCAGAAACGCAUCGAGAUCCAAGAGAACGUCGAGAAGAACGUGUUGCAAAAGUUGAAAUUCAAGAUGGACAAGAUCAAGGAAAACCAGAGGAAAAUUCAAGGCCCCAGUUACAGGGAGCCAGAGAUACACGCAGUUGAUACUCUCUAUCCAAGGACACGGCCGUUGUACAGAGUUCGCGCGCCAAAGACCAACAAAGAGGCUAUUAGAUCGGGUGACUAUUAUAUGUUCGACGAUCUGGACGACGACGAUGUCACUGACAUGAUCCCGGACACCGAGUCCGAGAAGAGGGAAGCGGAGAAACGUCGCGAGUUGGAGCAACGCGGAAGAAGAAUGACCAUUUCCGAGUUGAUGAACACGCUGAUUAAGACAGACAUUGAGAUCGCGACGCACGUCGCCCUGUACGGAGGGACUGAAAAGGACGCGCUGAGACUACGUCGUCGGAGCGAGCCUUUAACAAGGAAGAAAUCGUCUAUGUCGUAUCUCAGUGCACGUUCCGAGACCGCAGUGGCCACCGAUGCUGCUGAUGCGACAUCAGCAGACGUAGAAACCGAAGAGAAGGAUGUAUCCACGGAGGAACGUGAGAAGACACCGGAAGUGUUGGACGUUGAAGAAGAUAAAAGGGACGAAAAGGAUAUACCAACGAAGCAAGAAAGAAUAUCGAUCGCGACGUAUUUCAAGUUUCUCAUAGUAAUAAUUAAUAGCACCUUCAUAUCGAUGACAAGAUACCUGAAUCGAUUUUCACGGGAUUACAGAUACAUUCGAAAAGUUUUAACGAAAGAGAAAAAAUUAUUGAAGGCAAAGCCAGAUCUACAAAUGGGGAUGCGACUUGGUAUCAAUCAAAUGUGGCAGCCAAUAAAUUUUCUGAAAAAAGAAUCGACUAAUGGAAAUACCGAGGAAAUUCACGAUGCUGGUGAAGGUCCUAGCCAACCACGGCCGCAAGAACGGAGCACACUUUUCUCCGAGAUUUCGCCUGUUCAACACGAUGAUGACCGUGAUGAAUUAUCAGAAGCCGACCAACCACCAAUUAUACAAUUCUUGGCGUCUAUUUGGUUUGCAAUUUUGUCGCAUUCGUCUCUAUUUUGUUACUUCAUGGUAUUCCUUCAUCAAAUUAAAAAUGCAUCUGUUCUUUCCACCCCUCUACCUCUCAUGGUAUUCUUCUGGGGUUCGUUAACCAUCCCUCGACCCUCGAAAACGUUUUGGAUAACGUUGAUCGCGUACACCGAGGCAAUUGUCAUAGUGAAGUGCAUUUUUCAAUUGGAAGUAUUGCCCUGGAAUCGAGAUUCUGCACUCAAUAAUCUGCACCCUCUCUUCACCCCUAGGAUUAUGGGGGUUGAACGCAAAUUUAAUUAUGCUCUGUGGGACUUAUUAUUGCUGCUCGUGGUAUUCUUCCACAGAUUUAUGCUGAAAUCAUUGGGUCAAUGGACAUCUUUGUCUUUGAAACCAAGAAAAAUUAUUCCUUCGACUUUGACCAUAGUUCCAUCUAAACCACCACUACCCGAAAGAGGCCAAGGAGAGCCUGUAACAUUACGAAACGAAACGAGGGAUAGCAUUCGGCCGACGACGCCUAAGGGAAGAAUUCUGAACCUUCAACCUGCAGUGAUUGAUGGUGAAAGUGUGCGAGUCAGUGAUGAGUACGAGCAACUUGUCGCGGUUCAAGGGGAAGAAAUCAGUCCUAUGGAGGAAGAGUUUAACAAAGUUAUGAAAUUAACGGCCAUCAAGUAUAUAGAACCAAUAAAACAUUUUUUCCGUAAAAUCAUCAGCCCAUAUGGAAAAGAAAAGACGAACGUAUACGCGUACAUGUUCCUCUGCGACUUUUUUAACUUUUUGCUGUUCAUUUUUGGAUUUUCUGCGUUUGGAACGCAACAAGGUGAUGGCGGUGUCGCAGCUUAUUUGCAAGAAAAUAGAGUCCCGAUGCCGUUUCUAUUGAUGCUGCUAUUACAAUUCUCGUUGAUAAUUAUCGAUAGAGCCUUGUUUUUAAAGAAAUCGAUCUUAGGCAAACUAAUUUUCCAUUACUUCCUAACAAUUGCCAUUCACAUUUGGAUGUUCUUCAUUUUGCCAAGUGUAACUGAAAGACGAUUCAACGAGAGGCUUCCGCCGCAAAUUUGGUACAUGGUCAAGUGUUUCUACCUCUUAUUAUCAGCCUAUCAAUUAAGACAAGGCUAUCCGACGAGAAUACUUGGUAAUUUCCUGUGCAAGAAUUACAGUAUUGUCAACUACGUUUUAUUCAAAGGAUUCAUGUUGGUCCCAUUCUUGUUCGAGUUGAGAGCAGUAAUGGAUUGGAUAUGGACGGAUACUUCCAUGACAAUAAUGGACUGGUUCAAAAUGGAAGAUAUCUUCGCCAACAUUUAUCAAAUCAAGUGUAUGCGAGGGUUGGAAACAGAUUGGCCUCAACCACGAGGCGAGAAAAAGGGUCAGAUAAGCAAAUAUUUAAUGGGUGGUGCUGCUCUCUUUUUCAUGAUCGGAUUAAUAUGGUUCCCUUUGCUCUUAUUCGCCCUCGGUGGCACCGUCGGCAUCUCCAAUCUGCCAUACGACGUUUCCAUGAAAAUUAGAAUCGGCUCUCACGAGCCCAUUUACUCCAUGUCGGCGCAAGGCCAAUCCAUCAUGGAAUACAGCGAAGUCGAUUACACGAUAUUGACCAAUUUGUACGCGAGAGAAAAAGCUGCCGUCAUUUUUCUCGAGAACUAUGUACAUUCUGAUGUUGCCGCUGUGAGAUUGAGCGGAUUCUCUAGAAAAUUAUGGAAUAUAUCCCCGCCAGAUAUGGAAAUAUUGAUAGCGGAAUUAAAAGAUAAUGAAACAACCGUCAUUGUUCACGUGGAGUGGACGGUGUCUCGGAAGACAGACGUGAAAGACGCGACUGGAAUAACCACGACGGUUCGAGACAUAAAAUUGAAACCGUAUGAAAACAAUGAAUUUAAUCCCGUGAGAGAAACGCUAGCCAAUAUACUUUCCAACUUAACGGUCCCCCAUAAUAGCACUAUCAUAUUGCCGUAUGCUUUUCCAAAAUUUCUGAAAGUAACCGGUCGAACCACCACCAUCGUUCCACAAUUAAUGAUGCCGAAAUGGAUGGAUGAGAAAAUAGUAAACGAUAAUCAUCUGUAUAGAAACAUUAGUCUCUUUUUAUCUUCGGAACCGGAUUGUUGCUCGCAUAAAAAAUGGUGGAUUGUUAACGAAGUCUGUAACGACACUUUGUACGAACGUUUAUUAAGCAGAGUGCCUCUAAACGAUUGCAAAUACAUCAUGAUGUAUUUGUUCAACGAUAAAACGUUCCCCGAAGGAUUGAGUUUUAUCAGUGGAUUAGGAAUCUUAGGUUUGUACACUACAGCGGUAAUAGUCAUAAGCCAAAUGACCAGGAAGGUGGUCAGUGACAUGGCGCCAAGAAUUAUGUUCGAUGAUCUGCCCUACGUUGAUAGGAUACUUCGAUUAUGCUUGGAUAUUUAUUUGGUCCGUGAAAGUGGAGAAUUGAGUCUCGAGGAAGAUUUGUUUGCCAAAUUAAUAUUCCUUUAUAGAUCACCAGAGACGUUGAUCAGGUGGACAAGGCCUCCCGAGGAAGGGGAGAGGACUGAUAACGAAGAUCAAGAUGAGGACGUGGAUGAGGAUGCUGCGAUAUCUCGUGAAGUAUCUCAGCAAUAAAUUGUCGAACGUUUAUAAGGAUAUAAAUGUUGCUACGAACGAAACAAUAUUUGGCCUGUUCUUUGGCCAAAGAACUUUUGUUGAGUCAAAGAUUUUGAAUAUUUUAUCACUUGCGCGAAGUGAAUUCAUUAUCAGUAAUUUCGAAUAGUUUCGGAUAAGACAAUAGUUCGCGCACUUAUUGCGAAAGUGACGCGAAGAACGAUUCGAAAAAUUCGAAAAACUCAGGAAUUUAUUAUAACCAUUGUUUAUUGUUAAAGAAUUGAUUAACGAAGAUCGUUCCUAUCUUCGAAUAUAUUAUAUAUUAUAAAGAUAUGUAUAUACGCAAGUAAUGCAGAGAGGAAAUUUAAUUAUAAUUAGAA